GGAAGCCGCGGCGCUGUGGGGUCCUGAGCACGCCGGCUCCGCCGGCCGCAGCCGCGCCUCCAGCCCCCGGCCCGCACCUCGGCCCAGUGGUCGCGCCUUGUUUGCCCCACACUUCAUGUGGACCCACGCUCUUCCCUGGUGUCCGGAAGUGAGGGGAUGUUUGUGACCCCUGAGGAGAGGAAGCCACCAGCCUGUCCUCUUCAGAUGUACUCAGCCGUCGGCACGCCCUGACCCAAAGGGCCAGCUGAGCUGGGGGCUUGGGGAGCGGCCGUCCAGACGCCCAGGCUGAUGGAGACGGAGUCUGUGGCGGCGGCGGCGGCGUGCAGCAGGCGGACAACGAGAGGUGGCCGGCCGUGACUGGGGCGCUGGCUCCCAGCCCUGGCGGUGUGACCAUGCGGCCUGGGACAGGACGCCGCUGAGAGUGUGGGCCCCCUCCCUGCUUUCCCCCUGGGGGCUGCUGCCCUGCCCCCUACCCGGUCCCCCUGGGCAGGCACAGCGGGGUCUCCCGCCAGGGCGGUCCCCAUGGCCCCGUGCCGCUGGGGCGCGCUGUGGCUGUGUGUGGCGGCGGCCACCCUGUUGCACGCGGGCGGCCUGGCCCGCGGCGACUGCUGGCUGAUUGAGGGCGACAAGGGCUUCGUCUGGCUGGCCAUCUGCAGCCAGAACCAGCCGCCCUACGAGGCCAUCCCCCAGCACAUCAACAGCACCAUCGUGGACCUGCGGCUGAACGAGAACCGCAUCCACAGCGUGCAGUACGCCGCGCUCAGCCGCUUCGGCAACCUGACGUACCUCAACCUCACCAAGAACGAGAUCGCCUACAUCGAAGACGGCGCCUUCUCGGGCCAGUUCAACCUGCAGGUGCUGCAGCUGGGCUACAACCGUCUGCGCAACCUCACGGAGGGCGCGCUGCGCGGGCUGGGCAAGCUGGAGUACCUGUACCUGCAGGCCAACCUCAUCGAGGUGGUCACGCCUGGCGCCUUCUGGGAGUGCCCCAACAUCGUCAACAUCGACCUGUCCAUGAACCGCAUCCAGCGCCUGCACAGCGCCACCUUCGCUGGCCUGGCGCGGCUGUCCGCCUGCGAGCUCUACAGCAACCCCUUCUACUGCUCCUGCGAGCUGCUGGGCUUCCUGCGCUGGCUGGCGGUCUUCACCAACACCACGCAGGCCUACGACCGCAUGCAGUGCGAGGCGCCGCCGCCCUACGCCGGCUACUUCCUGCUGGGCCGGGGCCGGCACGGCCAGCGCAGCAUCCUGGGCACACUGCAGGCCGUGUGCACACAUGGCGACUACGUGGCCGAGCCCCGCCCGCCACCCGAGCGCCCGCCGUCCCUGCCGCCACCCGAGCCCAGCGAGACCCCCUGCCCUGACGAGGACUGCUUCUCAGGCGACGGCACCACCCCGCUGGUGGCCCUGCCCACGCUGGCCACCCAGGCCGAGGUGCGUCCCCUCAUCAAGGUCAAGCAGCUGACGCAGAACUCGGCCACCCUCACGGUCCGGCUGCCCAGCCCAUUCAACCGCAUGUACACGCUGGAGCACUUCAACAACAGCCGGCCCUCCACCGUCUCCCGUCUGACCAAGCCGCAGGAGGAGAUCCGCCUGACCAACCUGCACACGCUCACCAACUACACCUACUGCGUGGUGUCCGCCAGCUCGGGGCUGCUGCACAACCACACCUGCCUGACGCUCUCCCUGCCCAAGCCGCCCAGCCCGCCGGGGCCCGCGCCCAGCCCCUCCACCGCCACCCACUACAUCAUGACCGUCCUGGGCUGCCUCUUCGGCAUGGUGCUGGUGCUGGGUGCCGUCUACUACUGCCUGCGCAAGCGGCGGCGCCAGCAGGAGAAGCACAAGGCGGCGGCGGCCGCGGCGGCCGGCAGCCUGAAGAAGACCAUCAUAGAGCUCAAGUACGGGCCAGAGAUGGAGGCGCCCGGCCUGGCCUCGCUGCCCCAGGGCCCGCUGCUGGGCCCUGAGGCCGUGACCCGCCUCCCGUUCAUGCCGGCGGUGGGUGGUGAGGCGCAGCCGUACAAGCUGGCGGAGAGUGACACGCCCAAGGGCGGCAAGGGUGCCUACCUGGAGGUCCGCACCGGGGAGCCGGCCGAGCGCCGGGACUGCGAGCUGGGCCGCCCAGGCCCUGACAGCCAGAGCUCCGUGGCCGAGAUCUCCACCAUCGCCAAGGAGGUGGACAAGGUGAACCAGAUCAUCAACAACUGCAUCGACGCCCUCAAGUCCGAGGCGGCUGCCUUCCCAGGCGCCAAGGCUGGGGCCACAGCUGCCGCGGAGCCCCCGCUGGUGCUGCUCUCUGAGCCGCUGGCCGGCAAGCAGGGCUUCCUGUCGCCUGCCUACAAGGACGCCUUCGGCCGCAGCCUGCAGCGCCACCACAGUGUGGAGGCGGCCCCUGGGCCCCCGCGCCCCAGCACCUCCUCCAGCAGCUCCACACGCAGCCCCAGGGCCUUUUGCGCCGAGACCCCUGGGGCACACAAGGCCACUGCAGCCGAGGCCAAGUACAUCGAGAAGAGCUCACCCGCUGCCGACGCCAUCCUCACUGUGACGCCUGCGGCCACCGUGCUGCGGGCCGAGGCCGAGAAGGGCCGCCAGUACGGCGAGCACCGGCACUCGUACCCCGGCUCCCACCCUGCCGAGACGCCCUCACCACCCGCGCCCCUGCCCCAUGAGGGCCUGGGUGGCCGCAAGGCGUCCAUCCUGGAGCCGCUGACCCGGCCACGGCCCCGCGACCUGGCCUUCUCGCCGCUGUCCCCGCAGUACCGCCACCUGAGCUACACCUCCAGCCCCGAGUACACCUGCAGGGCCUCCCUCAGCAUCUGGGAGCGCCUCCGCCUGAGCCGCCGGCGGCACAAGGACGACGAGGAGUUCGUGGCGGCCGGCCACGCGCUGCGCAAGAAGGUCCAGUUCGCCAAGGACGAGGACCUGCACGACAUCCUGGACUACUGGAAGGGCGCGUCAGCCCAGCACAAGUCCUGAGCCCCGGCCGCGCUGCGCCCGGCACCCGGGACGCCCACUGGACCAAAAAGGACACGAGACCCACCGCAGGUCUCCGUGACCCAGAGACUCUCGAGCACCGCACACACGGACUCUCUCACACACACAGACAUGUAGACACACACAGACACACACGGAGACACAACACAGACACAUGGAGACAGACACACACACACAGACUCACACACGAGCAGGCAGGUGAGGCACGGCCCACGGACAGAGCGGGGAGGGGGCGCCCAUGGUGACAACAGCAGGUGGGCCUCCCAGGGAACCUGUCCUGCGUGAGCUGUCCCACAGGAGGGCACACACUGUGCAGACACCACACACACACCACGUGAGCACACAUGCAAACACACACACACACACACACACAAGGGACUUCGGAAAACUGUGUCUUAGGGAUGGGGGUGGGGGAGGGGAACUUUCUUUUUCAAUAUCUUUCCUGUUUUGACUCUUCUCUGCCUUCUUUUCCUCUCUCUCUCCUUCCUUUUUAAAAAUGACGUAAUAAAAGUCAAGUUCUCGUGAAAAGACAAGACAGCAGUUGCGGGGAGUGAGGCCCCAGCCCCCGUGGGGUCUCCAUCGCUGUCUUCUGUGGACUGUGCUCCAUGGUCUGUGCAGUUGUCUCUCUGCUGCCACCAGCGGAGGCCACCAAGGAGCAGAGUGACAGCUGGCGGCCGAAUGGCCUCUGGACGUGCU
Artibeus jamaicensis (Jamaican fruit-eating bat) is the source of this 3687-nucleotide messenger RNA. RefSeq names its product extracellular leucine rich repeat and fibronectin type III domain containing 1 (gene ELFN1). NCBI's taxonomy places the organism in Eukaryota, Metazoa, Chordata, Mammalia, Chiroptera, Phyllostomidae. Bases 523 to 2973 code for a protein of 816 amino acids. The transcript is spliced from 3 exons. The record is from RefSeq and is a predicted model, not a curated record. Gene Ontology annotation, molecular function: protein binding. Gene Ontology annotation, cellular component: plasma membrane.